AUGGCCGAGAGUGCUCCCGCCCCGGCGGCCACGCCCACCACCAACGCGCCCGCCGCACCAGCCAAUGGUACAACCGCAGGAGCCCCGAAUGCGGCCGCCGACUCGAAUGCAAACAGUCGCGGACUGCCAUACUAUGAGAGGCUGCGACGGGAUCUACGGGACACAAUCAGCAAGAAGCGGCUGAUGGACAAGAGCAUGGCCCAGCUCGAGGAUCAGAUCUACCGGUUCGAGCAAUCAUAUCUUGAAGAAACAACCGCAGGAAACAUCAUCAAAGGAUUCGACAACUACAUCAAAGGAUCCUCCAGUGGCUCAAGUCUCGGCGCAUCAGGUCUCAGUCUGGGAUCUGGUGUCGGUGGACGGCGCAAGGCACAGGUCACAGAUGCGGACCGGGUCUUCUCGCGGAGUUCCGCUAGCUACAUGAUGGUGAGUGAGAGAAACGCCCCAGCCCAACCAUCUUCCAGAAGAUAUCCCAGAAGGAAGAGACUGACAUUGGGAUCCAAUAAGGAUUCACCUGGCCCGUCAUCUGCGCAGACGACUCCCUCCCACGCCGCAACACCUACUUCCACACCCGGCGGCAACGCGCCUUCGAACAAGAGCAACGGAGACUCUGCCUCUGCUGCCGCUAAGACCAACAGCGGCUCGUCCAAGAACAAGAAAAAGUCUUCCGGUGGAUCGAAGAAUACCAAGGGCAAAAAUCAGACGGAGGAGCUUUCGGAUGAGGAUAAACCCACUAAGAGGUUGAAGGUCAGCUAUGGGAGAGACUAG
This is a messenger RNA of Penicillium argentinense, 765 nucleotides long. RefSeq names its product chromatin modification-related protein EAF6/MEAF6. Lineage: Eukaryota; Fungi; Ascomycota; Eurotiomycetes; Eurotiales; Aspergillaceae. The coding region runs from base 1 to 765 and encodes 254 amino acids. The record is from RefSeq and is a predicted model, not a curated record. The transcript is spliced from 2 exons. Gene Ontology annotation, cellular component: NuA4 histone acetyltransferase complex.